This is a messenger RNA of Gongylonema pulchrum, 360 nucleotides long. The record is from the annotation of a GenBank genome assembly. NCBI's taxonomy places the organism in Eukaryota, Metazoa, Nematoda, Chromadorea, Rhabditida, Gongylonematidae.
AUGUUUGCAUUAAGCGCCCUUCAUCUGGACAGCGAUGUGCAAGGGACGGCUGAAACACGUGAAAACAGCUUCACAGCGGAUGGUGACAAAGCAAAAAAUGCCGAAAAUAUCGUAUUGCCAGCUGCUGCACCAUCCAACAAGGAUGUUUCUGGGAAGCAGCAAUCGCUGGUUGUGACUAUCCCGGAGAAAAGUGAGAUGACGGAAAACAUCUACGUGACACCACCGACCUCACCAGAACCGAUCUAUGUUCAUGAGGGAAUGCCAUCAAAGGAAGACGAAGAGCUCGCAAUGGCACUUUCUUUGGCAAGUAUUUCGAUAUUUUCUGUCGAGCCGGAACUUCUGUCGCAUUUUGGCGCUGUC